UGGGAGUUGGAGUUUUCUGAACUGGUUCCAUUAAAUCGAAGCUAACCAGCCCGUGCUGGAUUUUGGAACUACAAACGAAAAGUGACACGGAAGUGAAGUGAUGAAAGGUCGUAGUUCAAAUGGUGUCAACACAUGUGGGUGCUCCGUAGCCAUGUGUUCGAGGUAGAAAACGUUUAAUUUUAACGGUUGUGGUUGUUUUCAAAUCAAAAAUGCCGCGAAUAGUGUCACCUUCAUCAAGCGAAGAUGAAGCGGACACUUCUGCAACAAAGUCACCUGCAAAGCGACACGUAAAAGAUAAGAGGACUACCAGGUACCAGUGUCCUGCUGACUUUGUGUCUUUCUGCCAUAAGCCCUGCAGCAGCACGCUCACCGAGAGUCUGAAGAACAACAAGAAUGAGCUGUGGCUCAUAAAAGCUCCUGCUAACUUCAAUCCAGAAAGUUUCAGUGGCAUCAAGGUGCCGCUCUCAGGUCUCCAGACCCUGAAGGUUCCUGCACCUGCAGGUGGGGCUCAGACUGGGAGCAGCCAGCAGAUCUACAGCGUCCUGUCGUCGCCGCACGGAGCCUCCGAGCUCUGCCUGCUCACCGGCGACGAGCAGGCGUCGGACAAUGUGGUUUUUGGCCCCGCCUUCUCCGGCCUGAUGAACGUGUGUGAGAGCUACGGAGACAGCAGCGCAAACCAGUCCCCUCAGGUCAUCCCCGCCACUCCUGCGCCCUCCAUCCCGCCCGGGCUCAAACAGAGGUUCCACCCCUUCGGCAGCAAGACCCCCACGCUAACCUGCGUGGCAGAGAGCGAGGCGGACGGAGCGGCCUUCGGGCCCUCGUCCACGACUCUCCGCCCUCUAGUGGUCAAACGACUGACAGAGGAAACAUGGCGCGAGGAACAUGGCGAGGAUGAAGGGAGGAGGAAGAAGAAGAAGAAAAAGAAAGAUAAGACAGAAAAGGGAAUAAAGACAGAGCGGGUCGAGGAGUACUUAAAGGUGAAGGAGGAGCCGAUGGCGGAAACUGAGGUGAUGAUGGAUGUCCCUGUGGAGGACGGUGAAGUGGUGGGUGAGAAAAGGAAGAAGAAGAAGAAGAAGAAGGACAGGGAGCGAGAGGAAGUGGAGGAGGGCGUGGAGCCCAGUGUGACGGUGAAGCUGGAAGCAGUGAAGAGUGAACCGAUAGACACUUUGUACGGAGAUGUAGCGGAGGAGUCGGGAAAGAAGAAGAAAAAGAAGAAGAAAAGCAGAACGGAUGAUGACUAGUCUGUCGUCACUUUAGUGUUCAGUUUAGUUUUAGUUUUGACCUUCUCAACCCAGACUCUUCUAAUAAAGUCCAGACUAAUUAACGGAUUGCACAAUGUGAGCUCACUUUGGCAGGACAUUGCAUUCACAAAAACAAACGCAUUCAAAAUCAAAUUAAAAGUUGAUGAUGAGAAAUCAUCCCAGUGUGCUAAAGGCUAACGUUGCAGCCGCAGGCUCCAAUGAGCACAUGGUGUUGUCUACAGUUUCUGCACAGUAUCUAUGAAGUGAGUGCUGAUUAUACUCAAACGUUGUGUAGCUGUAUUUGUGUACAUGUUUAAACUUCAGGCUGCUUCAUGUCAACAUGUUCAGACAACCAUAAAGAGAGAAGAAUGA
Messenger RNA from Labrus mixtus (cuckoo wrasse), 1613 nucleotides. It is a transcript of the gene polr1g, whose product is annotated as RNA polymerase I subunit G. The transcript has 3 exons. The record is from RefSeq and is a predicted model, not a curated record. The coding region runs from base 210 to 1241 and encodes 343 amino acids. Lineage: Eukaryota; Metazoa; Chordata; Actinopteri; Labriformes; Labridae. Gene Ontology annotation, biological process: transcription by RNA polymerase I.